Messenger RNA from Chanos chanos (milkfish), 1140 nucleotides. Its product is annotated as LIM and senescent cell antigen-like-containing domain protein 1. The coding region runs from base 53 to 1063 and encodes 336 amino acids. NCBI's taxonomy places the organism in Eukaryota, Metazoa, Chordata, Actinopteri, Gonorynchiformes, Chanidae. The transcript has 10 exons. The record is from RefSeq and is a predicted model, not a curated record. Gene Ontology annotation, cellular component: cytoplasm; focal adhesion; cell-cell junction. Gene Ontology annotation, biological process: cell-cell adhesion; cell-cell junction organization; positive regulation of substrate adhesion-dependent cell spreading.
UCAGAAACGUGAGACAAAUGUUAAAGGGCUGAAACUAAGAGCUUGAGAAGUGAUGUUGGGGGUUGCAGAUAUGAACGGCAGCAACAUGGCAAAUGCUUUGGCGAAUGCCAUCUGCGAACGCUGUAAGAGCGGCUUCGCCCCGGCUGAGAAGAUCGUGAACAGUAACGGGGAGCUCUACCAUGAGCAGUGCUUUGUCUGCGCACAAUGCUUCCAGCAGUUUCCGGAGGGACUGUUCUACGAGUUUGAGGGCAGAAAGUACUGUGAGCAUGAUUUCCAGAUGCUCUUUGCUCCAUGUUGUCACCAGUGUGGCGAGUUUAUCAUUGGGCGUGUUAUCAAGGCCAUGAACUACAGCUGGCAUCCUGACUGUUUCUGCUGUGAUAUAUGUAACGCGGUGCUGGCUGAUGUGGGCUUUGUGAAGAACGCCGGCAGACACCUCUGUCGCCCGUGCCACAACCGGGAGAAGGCUCGAGGCCUGGGCAAGUACAUCUGUCAGAAAUGUCACGCCAUCAUCGACGAGCAGCCCCUCAUCUUCAAGAACGACCCCUACCAUCCGGACCACUUCAACUGCACCAACUGCGGUAAGGAGCUCACGGCGGAUGCCAGGGAACUGAAAGGGGAGCUGUAUUGCCUGCCGUGCCAUGAUAAGAUGGGCGUGCCAAUCUGCGGAGCCUGUCGGAGACCUAUUGAAGGGCGUGUGGUCAAUGCCAUGGGAAAGCAGUGGCAUGUGGAGCAUUUUGUGUGUGCUAAGUGUGAGAAACCUUUCCUGGGACACCGACACUAUGAGAGGAAGGGCCUGGCUUACUGUGAGACACACUACAAUCAGCUUUUCGGAGACGUCUGCUACCAUUGCAACAGGGUGAUUGAAGGAGAUGUUGUGUCUGCCUUAAACAAGGCCUGGUGUGUCAACUGCUUUGCCUGCUCCACCUGCAACACCAAACUGACCCUCAAGAACAAGUUUGUGGAGUUUGACAUGAAGCCAGUGUGUAAGAAGUGUUAUGAGAAGUUUCCCCUGGAGCUGAAGAAAAGACUGAAGAAGCUGGCAGAGACGACCGGGCGAAAGUAGACCGCCGUGGAUCUGAGAUGCCGUGCCACGCUGCGCGCCGUAUGCCGAAAUCACAAAGUCCUAUGCCCGAUAUUUGA